AUGUCGCUGAAUUGGACAAUGCUCAGUCCGGAACGGACUCCUGUACCUUUACCCCACGAAACUACCAUAACAACGCUAGAAACGAACGUUGAAUUGACGGUGAUCGUGCCAGAUGCCCCACCAUCCAGGUCCGCUCCUUCUGGCGGCUCAGGCGGCAGCAAGAAGAUGAAGGAGGUUGGGCGCCUCUGGCUCACCGAUCAACGCUUGAUCUUCGUCGCUGCUCCAUCGGCAUCGUUCGAGUCGCUCUCCGUGCCUCUGCACUCGAUACUGAGCACCAAGUUCGAACAACCAUACUUUGGCGCGAACUACGUUACAAUUGACAUCAAGCCAUCGCCCGAAGGUGGUCUCACGGACGGGACUAAGGCCGAAAUCCGCGUCAAGGAUCAGGGAUUGUUUGGAUUCGUCAGCGUGUUGGAGAAAACACGCGAACGUGCGAUUUACAUGAAACGGCAGGCUGCGCUCGACGAAGAGGCUCUCCGUAAGUGCAAAUGCUGCGGCGAUCAACACGGCGAUCGAGUAGCUGAAAUGUCGUUUCAGCUGAAUACCCCCCUCCAACUCAAGCAGCCUCUGUCCCAAGUACUUCAUAUGCCGCAGAUGCUCCGCCUCCACCUCCGAUCCCCGAUGAAGCUCCUCCUGGUUAUGACGCCUGAAUGA
Punctularia strigosozonata HHB-11173 SS5 is the source of this 654-nucleotide messenger RNA. RefSeq lists its product as uncharacterized. Lineage: Eukaryota; Fungi; Basidiomycota; Agaricomycetes; Corticiales; Punctulariaceae. Gene Ontology annotation, molecular function: chromatin DNA binding; transcription coactivator activity. Gene Ontology annotation, cellular component: nucleus. The coding region runs from base 1 to 654 and encodes 217 amino acids. The record is from RefSeq and is a predicted model, not a curated record. Gene Ontology annotation, biological process: positive regulation of DNA-templated transcription. The transcript is spliced from 2 exons.